Hydractinia symbiolongicarpus is the source of this 732-nucleotide messenger RNA. RefSeq names its product dnaJ homolog subfamily C member 24-like. The record is from RefSeq and is a predicted model, not a curated record. Lineage: Eukaryota; Metazoa; Cnidaria; Hydrozoa; Anthoathecata; Hydractiniidae. The transcript is spliced from 5 exons. Bases 172 to 597 code for a protein of 141 amino acids. Gene Ontology annotation, biological process: positive regulation of ATP-dependent activity. Gene Ontology annotation, molecular function: ferrous iron binding; ATPase activator activity.
UAUGCAGGAUGUGGUGUAUAUGUAGAUAUUUUGCAAAAAAUUGAGCUCCUAACUUUGUUCCCCCCUCUUACCCUGUUCUUAUGUGGUGGUUGGUGUUUAAUGAACUUUCAAAUAUAGACGGUCUAGCCAUGUAAGGGUGUUCCUUUUGAUUUUGUUUCUAUAGUAUAUUUCAUGGAAGAUUAUUAUAAGUUGUUAGGAGUGACAUAUAAAGCAACAACUGAAGAAAUUAAAAAAAGGUGUCAAGAAUUACUUCUGAAGCACCACCCAGAUAAGCAAGCAUCUCAAAAAUCUGCAAGGAGUACCUCUUUUUUCUUAAAAAUUCAAGAAGCACGUAACAUUCUGUUAGAUGAUCAAAAAAGACAAGAUUAUGACAGGAGAUUGAAAGAGAAAGACCUUGAAAAUUUCCAUAGACCAAUAUAUUUAAAAGUAGAAGUUGAUGAAUUGGAAUUUGAUGAAGUUACAAAUGAGUAUUUCACCGAAUGUCGAUGUGGUGGUUCAUAUGUUGUACAUGAAGACGAAUUGAAAAGUGGUAGCAUUUGUAUUCCCUGUGAAGACUGCACGUAUUAUUUAGAAGUUAUCUCUAAGAAGGGCAAAUAAGUUUCAUUGGACGGAUUAUGAGGAUGGAGAUUCGAUGGGCGUUUAAUGCGUUGUCAUGGAAACCCACUAAACAGCAACUGCUCUCCGCCCUUUCCGCCGUGUCUCAGGAAGAAAACGAAAGAAUACAAAAAUUUC